This is a messenger RNA of Aspergillus tanneri, 1428 nucleotides long. RefSeq lists its product as uncharacterized. The record is from RefSeq and is a predicted model, not a curated record. The transcript has a single exon. NCBI's taxonomy places the organism in Eukaryota, Fungi, Ascomycota, Eurotiomycetes, Eurotiales, Aspergillaceae. Bases 1 to 1428 code for a protein of 475 amino acids.
AUGAGCCAACCUUUUUCCUCCUUCCGCCACUCCACACAAUGGCCGACCAGCCGCUGUCCGCCAGGCCGUGAUGAUACAUGGCCCGAUCCCACACCGCAAUCUCACGAGACCUCCCCCUCAAAGUCCAAUCCUCUUCCACUUGCCGCCUCCCAACUCCCCGAUCUCACGGAGGGUUCCCCCGUCGUCUCACGUCCCUAUUAUGGCCGUGGUCUCAAAUUGAAUCUCACCGAGCAGGUUCGGCUGGUCGAAAUCUGUCGAGAUGCAAUGGGUCAUUGCAAUGCUAAAGCGUACCCCAAAAGUUUCUGGAUUCGGAUUUCGACGGCUCUUGAGGAGGACACCGGUCGCCGCUACUCUUGGCAGUCUUGUCGGCGACGUAUGGAGACCAUGAUCGCGAAACGGACGCAAUUUUGGGAAGCUUUCGAGGAUUAUGCGUAUCGCAAGGAUCACCGACCGUGUGAUAUCGAAAAUGAGCAGGUGGCCGAUAAGCUAGAUUUAUGGCUGGAGCAGGAAGGCAUAGCCCCCAAAAAUUCCCUGGAGAAGAAAAAUGCGGCGGUCCUGAAGCGUAUGCAAAAUUUGUGCCCUCCCAACUUCCAGAUGAUCAGGGAAACUCUCACCCCGAAUACACAUCAAUAUCGAAUGGUUCCUGUGGGCCGUACCCCCGAAGUCCCGCAAAGCACUAAGAUUCAGCGGGUCGCCAAUUGGGUCCGAAGCUUGCCUUCCUCGGAGGAGAUGGAAGAUUUGCCAUUACACUGGGGUGAAUCCCAGAUGGAAUUCCACCUUCGUUGCUGUCCACUCAGGAACAAUAUUCAUCCUUCGCCCCCAUCUCACUCCCAUUCCCAUUCUGGGUCCCGGUCCCGGUUACCUCGUCGUGAUGAGAUUGCUACUUCCCGGCAGCGGUCUCGGUCACCACAUAGUGACCGGCCAGGACGAGCCACUAACCCCAUCACAGCUUUGGAUAGGGUUGGUCAGAGAUUCCAUGCUGCAGCGGUGGCUAUACAUCCGCCUAUUGGAAGUCGUGAAAACCCGACUGCCGCGGAUGAUUUGAGUCCCACUCAGAGCCGCCUACCCGACGCUCAGAACGCCAAUACCAACAACAAAAGACCUCGGGACAAUGAUGACACGGGGAAUGAUCGGCCCGUACGACGCCUGCGUCACACCCCUCGCAGUCAUCCUUCCGAAAGCCAAACUCCAGAGCAAGAGAACGGCCCCGAGCUAUCUCAAAAUCAAAUGAGCACCGUCGACAAGUCGGUGGAUCUCGCAUUUGGCAAUUUCUGGGGCGGACUGGCUCCAUUAUUUGGGGAUCGGGAUUUGAAGCAGCAGUUACCGGCUACGAAAUCCGAAUCCGUGAUGCGUGACAUGCUGAGAGACAUUGCAACCGCCAUUACCAAGGCCGUCAUGAAGAUGAGAGAAGCGGACGGCGACUCGUGA